Diorhabda carinulata is the source of this 3025-nucleotide messenger RNA. It is a transcript of the gene beta'COP, whose product is annotated as coatomer subunit beta'. The transcript is spliced from 8 exons. Gene Ontology annotation, biological process: intracellular protein transport; endoplasmic reticulum to Golgi vesicle-mediated transport; intra-Golgi vesicle-mediated transport. Gene Ontology annotation, molecular function: protein binding; structural molecule activity. Lineage: Eukaryota; Metazoa; Arthropoda; Insecta; Coleoptera; Chrysomelidae. The record is from RefSeq and is a predicted model, not a curated record. Bases 141 to 2891 code for a protein of 916 amino acids. Gene Ontology annotation, cellular component: COPI vesicle coat.
ACGUAAACUUAUUAAAAAAAGAAGAGCCACGUAAUAAUUUAGGUUAUUUUUUUGACAAAACAAGAAUGGUGAUGUGUUUAUAAUUCGUGUCAAGUUCAUAUAAUUGCUGUUAUAUUUAUUGAUAAUUAUUACACACGAAAAUGCCCCUUCGACUAGAUAUAAAGAGAAAGCUAACAGCUCGCUCUGACCGGGUAAAAUGUGUAGAUCUCCACCCCACAGAACCCUGGAUGUUAUGUUCUCUUUACAGUGGGAAUAUAAAUGUUUGGAAUAUUGAGAAUCAGCAACUGGUCAAGACGUUUGAAGUAUGUGAUUUGCCAGUUAGAGCUGCGAAGUUCGUACCAAGGAAAAAUUGGAUUAUUGGUGGAUCUGAUGAUAUGCAAAUCAGAGUUUUUAAUUACAAUACACUAGAUCGUGUACAUUCUUUUGAAGCUCAUUCUGAUUAUGUUAGAUGUAUUGUAGCACAUCCAACUCAACCUUAUAUUUUAACUUGUAGUGAUGAUAUGCUUAUUAAGUUAUGGAAUUGGGAAAAGGCUUGGGCAUGUCAACAAGUUUUUGAGGGCCAUACUCAUUAUGUAAUGCAAAUUGCCAUAAAUCCAAAGGAUAAUAAUACAUUUGCAAGUGCUUCUUUAGAUAGAACAUUGAAAGUAUGGCAGCUAGGUGCAUCAACUGCCAACUUUACCCUUGAAGGACAUGAAAAAGGUGUUAACUGUGUAGAUUAUUAUCAUGGGGGUGAUAAACCAUAUUUAAUAUCUGGAGCAGAUGAUAGAUUGGUGAAAAUUUGGGAUUACCAAAACAAAACUUGUGUUCAAACAUUAGAAGGACAUGGUCAAAAUGUCACUGCUGUAUGUUUCCAUCCAGAAUUGCCAAUAGCACUCACAGGAAGUGAAGAUGGUACUGUAAGAGCUUGGCAUGCCAACACUCAUAGAUUAGAAAGUAGCUUAAACUAUGGUUUUGAAAGAGUUUGGACAAUAUGUUGUCUGAAAGGAUCAAAUAAUGUAGCAUUGGGGUAUGAUGAAGGUAGUAUUUUAGUCAAAGUGGGUAGAGAAGAACCUGCCGUUAGUAUGGAUGCCAGUGGAGGAAAAAUUAUUUGGGCCAGACAUGCCGAACUUCAGCAAGCCAAUCUUAAAGCACUUCCUGAAGGUGCUGAAAUACGUGAUGGAGAACGUCUCCCUGUUUCUGUAAAAGAUAUGGGUGCCUGCGAAAUUUACCCACAGACUAUUCAACAUAAUCCCAAUGGUCGUUUUGUAGUUGUGUGUGGAGAUGGUGAAUACAUAAUAUACACUGCCAUGGCUUUGCGUAAUAAAGCAUUUGGUAGUGCACAAGAAUUUGUGUGGGCUCAAGAUUCCAGUGAAUACGCUAUUAGAGAAUCUGGGUCCACUAUCAGGAUCUUUAAAAAUUUCAAGGAAAAGAAAAAUUUUAAAUCAGACUUUGGAGCCGAAGGUAUAUAUGGUGGUUACCUCUUGGGGGUAAAAUCAGUAUCUGGAUUAACUUUCUAUGAUUGGGAAACUCUUGAUUUGGUUCGUAGAAUUGAAAUCCAACCUAAAGCUGUUUACUGGUCAGAUAGCGGGAAACUUGUUUGCUUGGCUACUGAAGACAGUUAUUUUAUUCUGUCUUAUGAUGUUGAUGAAGUACAGAAGGCCAAGGAUAAUAACCAGGUGGCAGAUGAUGGAGUAGAGUCGGCGUUCAAUCUUCUAGGUGAAGUAAAUGAAUCAGUACGAACAGGUUUAUGGGUAGGCGAUUGUUUCAUUUACACAAAUGCUGUUAAUCGUAUCAAUUAUUUUGUGGGUGGAGAAUUGGUGACUAUAGCACAUUUAGAUCGUCCUUUAUAUGUAUUGGGUUAUGUUCCAAAAGAUGACAGAUUAUAUCUGGUAGAUAAAGAGUUAAGUGUAGUUAGUUACCAACUGCUCCUUUCAGUACUUGAAUAUCAGACAGCUGUAAUGAGAAGGGACUUUCCAACAGCAGACAGAGUAUUACCAUCAAUUCCUAAAGAGCACAGAACAAGAGUAGCACAUUUCUUGGAAAAACAAGGUUUUAAACAGCAAGCUUUGGCUGUGAGUACAGAUCCUGAACAUAGAUUUGAACUAGCUGUUGCAUUAGAAGAUCUUAAUACUGCUAGAAUUUUAGCACAAGAAGCUAAUAAUCCACAAAAAUGGAGUCAGCUAGGUGAAUUAGCGGCGGCUACUAACAAUGUAGAGUUAGCUAAAGAAUGUAUGCAAAAAGCACAAGAUUACGGAGGAUUGUUACUUCUAGGUACCAGUUCAGGUGAUGAACAAUUGGUCCGAACUUUAGCAGAAACAACACAAGCUGAAGGAAAACACAAUUUAUCUUUUCUAUCUCAUUUUUUAGUAGGGGAUUUGACCAAAUGUCUAGAUAUCCUCAUAAGUACAGGAAGAUUACCAGAAGCAGCAUUUUUCGCAAGGUCUUACCUACCAGAUAAAAUUUCUGAAAUAGUGGAACUUUGGAAAGCUCAAUUAUCAACUGUAAAUCAAAAAGCUGGACAAAGCUUAGCUGAUCCUAAAAAUUAUGAGAAUCUUUUCCCCGGUCUUCAAGAAGCUUUAGUAGCCCAGAAAUUUAUAGAACAAAAUAACACAGGAUUAGCUCCUGCUUCUAUAGCUCCUACAAUUACUCCAAAUCACGAUAGGAAUAUUUUAGCAGAGGUGGAGGCACAGUUAAGGAAUACUGGAAUAUCGUCAAAUUUGCGAAGUGGAGUACCUGAAGAAUUGCCUAGCAGUAACAUUGCAGUUUUGUCUUCUAUCAACCCCACUGAUAAUCAAUCGAGUAAAAGUUUAUUAGAUCAAGAUGAUGAUGAUUUAGAUUUGGAUGACGUCAAUAUUGACGAUAAUAUCGAUACAACGGAUAUCAAUAUUGAUGACGAUUUACUGAGCGAUUGAAAUAAUUUUGCUAAUACAUACCUUAGUAUUAAACUGUAAAUUCUUCAUUCCUAUUAUUAAGAAAAUGAAUUAUAUGUAAGAUUUCAAUGUUUUAUUAAUAUUUAAAGAAAAAAUAUAUAAAAUUUUGUGUAAAA